AUGGGUUGCCCCGCAAAUUUCCUGCUCCUCGUUCAGCAUUUACUGUUGAUGCUGUUGGUCUUUAUUAUUUUUGGGAUCGGCAUUCCCAGCUACGUCGAAGUGGGUGGAUUAUUUCGUAUCAUUUUCAAUCUGCUGCUAGCCGUUCUCUUACUUUGUUCUGUACUAACAAUAUGGAGGCUGUUUUUUUUGGAAUUGAAGGAUAUUUAUAAGCAAUCCAAACAGGAAGCCCUUUGCCACCUCUUGCUGUUGGUUAUCUUUGGAGUGACUUACUAUUUCCUUUGGACGGGAAUUCAGGACCACAAGUCCAAUUGGCAGAACCUGGCUCACGCAUGGACUGAUCUAAAGUCUAACAACAACACGGCUGCAAUGUUCCGUUGGCAGGAGAAGUUCAAUUGCUGCGGCUUUAUGGACCCCGAGUACUAUAUAUACAUGAAUUUGGGAAAGCCAAAAUAUUUUCCCGAAAGCUGCCUGCAUGAUGGGAGCAACGUGAAGGAAUCAUGCUUCAAGGUAUUCAGAGAUCAGGAUUUCACCUAUUACGCCAUCGUUGUUGGGAUCUUGUGUGCUUAUAUACUGUGAUGUUUUAGGUUAGCAAAUUUCUGCUUGACUAUGUUAAAUGCAGGAUGAGUACGGAUAUAUCCGAGGGCCGGUUUCCACUUCCCCAAGAUAAUACGAACUAAUUCAGGACUUAUUUCAGAUGACUUCGCGUCAUGAGAUGUGGUGUCUGAACAAUAUUGUAUUUACGAAAUUCUUUACUCUGUGCAUUACUGUUGGGCUUAUUUAUAUCAGUGUAAUUUGUUAAGAUAUCAGGGUCUAAAAAUGUUCCUUCCUUGAACUCAAAGUU
Messenger RNA from Drosophila persimilis, 841 nucleotides. RefSeq lists its product as uncharacterized. The transcript has 5 exons. NCBI's taxonomy places the organism in Eukaryota, Metazoa, Arthropoda, Insecta, Diptera, Drosophilidae. The coding region runs from base 1 to 576 and encodes 191 amino acids. Gene Ontology annotation, cellular component: membrane. The record is from RefSeq and is a predicted model, not a curated record.